Medicago truncatula (barrel medic) is the source of this 1567-nucleotide messenger RNA. RefSeq names its product serine carboxypeptidase-like 18. Gene Ontology annotation, biological process: proteolysis; secondary metabolic process. The record is from RefSeq and is a predicted model, not a curated record. The transcript is spliced from 14 exons. Bases 1 to 1053 code for a protein of 350 amino acids. Gene Ontology annotation, molecular function: acyltransferase activity, transferring groups other than amino-acyl groups; serine-type carboxypeptidase activity. Lineage: Eukaryota; Viridiplantae; Streptophyta; Magnoliopsida; Fabales; Fabaceae.
AUGGCAGUGUAUUUGAUAAGGUCUUGUUCUUGGCUUCUGAUUGUGUUAACUCUCUUUAUACAUGCAGAUUGUGGUGACAUUGUAAAAACUCUUCCUGGCUUUCCUGGUGAACUUCCAUUCACACUUGAAACGGGUUACAUAGGGGUGGAACAUUCUGAACUAUUCUAUCUUUUUGUUGAGUCAACUGGGAAUCCAAAAACUGAUCCUCUUCUUCUAUACUUAAUUGGAGGUCCUGGCUGUUCUGCUUUAAAUGCAUUUUUCUUUCAAGUUGGUCCAUUAGCUUUCAAUGAGGCUGAUUAUACAGGGGGAUUACCACAAUUAAUCCUAAGGUCUUACCCAUGGACAAAAAGUGCUAGCAUUAUAUUUCUAGAUGCACCAGUUGGUACUGGAUACUCAUAUUCUACAUCCCCUGAAAGUUUGGUUCCAUCCGACUCAAUGUCAGCAAGACAAACGUACAAAUUCUUGAGACAGUGGUUGAUGGAACACCCUCAAUAUCUUCUGAAUCCAGUGUUAAUUGUCGGUGAUUCAUAUAGCGGUAUGCUUGCACCAAUAAUUUCGAAGCAUAUAUUAGAUGGAAAUGCAGCUGGACCAAAGCCAUACAUAACUUUAAUAGGAAUGAUAGGUGGAUCUCCUGUUACAAGUAUAGCACUGGAAAAUAAUACAAAAAUAAUCAUGGCUCACCGAUUGACACUUAUAUCAGACAGUCUCUAUGAGGAAGCCAAGGAGAGCUGUGAAGGAUGGUAUAUUGAUGUAAACCCUUCAAACACUAAAUGUGUGAAAGCACUUCAAGAGAUUGAUGAGUUGCUGACUGAUAUUAAUGUUGCAAAUGUUCUGGAUCCCAAUUGUGAAAGACUAUCACCAAAACCAAAUGAUACACGAUCUAGAAGAGUUCUCAAAGGAAAGGAAACAAAUUUCCAAUGGCAGUUCCAAAAGCAACACCAUCAGAAAUGGUGGUGCAAGAGUUAUGUUUAUCUGCUUUCUUAUAUAUGGGCGAACGAUGAGAAAGUUCAAGAAGCACUUCAUGUUAGAGAGGGAAGAGUAAAAGAAUGGUAAAGGUGCAACACAGUCUUGCAGGACAUCUACAACAAAGAUAUUUCUGAUGCCAUUGACUACCAGAAGAAUCUUACUCAAACAAACUUAAAAGUCUUGCUAUAUAAUGGUGAUCAUGAUCUCGUGGUCUCGCACAUAUCUACAGAAACAUGGAUAGGUACUCUUCAUCUGACUGUCGAAGAUCCAUGGCGUCCUUGGUUUGUUGAUGGUCAAGUUGCAGGGUAUCAAGUCCAAUACUCCAACAUAGGAUACCGUUUGACUUAUGCAACGGUGAAGGGAGCAGGGCAUUCUCCAACAGAGUACAACAACAGGGAAUGCUUUGAAAUGUUUGAAAGAUGGAUCCAUUUUUAUCCUCUUUAAUCUGCUUGCUUACUGUUUUUUUCCCAAAUUUCCUAGCUGUUGUCAUUUUAAUAUCAUUGGCCUAAUUUAUUUAUAUAUUUAUCAGUUCAUUGCAAGCACUCUUUGUAAUCACGUGUUAAAAUUUACUUAACUCAAUUGACUAGAGAUUUUGAGUAAA